Molecule: messenger RNA, 1806 nt
Organism: Penicillium crustosum
Lineage: Eukaryota; Fungi; Ascomycota; Eurotiomycetes; Eurotiales; Aspergillaceae
Exons: 8
Coding region: 1-1806 (601 amino acids)
Biological process (GO): DNA-templated transcription; positive regulation of transcription by RNA polymerase II
Cellular component (GO): nucleus
Molecular function (GO): DNA-binding transcription factor activity, RNA polymerase II-specific; zinc ion binding; sequence-specific DNA binding
Source: RefSeq, a predicted model, not a curated record
AUGGAUCAUGGGGAUUUAUCAAAGGACCUGCGUCGCACCCGCAGGUGUAGAUGCAUCACCUGUCGCGAUCGGAAAGUUCGGUGCUCCGGCACCUUUCCAUGUACCACCUGCGUUCGACGCUCUAUCGUCUGCACCUUUGGCCCAGAUGACCGCAAGGUCACGGUCAGCGAAAGGUUUUUAAAUGAUUUGAAACGAAAAGCUCGUGAAGACCCAAGCGAGCAAAGCCCAAAUAGAAGAAGACGACCAGAAAUCUCUCCCGAUCUACAAAGCCGAACCUCUAACGUUGGAGAUACUGGAGCCCGGUCAUGCGGUAGUGGCCAAGAAACAAUCACGGCAACCACAGCGGCUACCGUGGAACAAAACGAUCCUGUUAUUGCACCAAGUUCUCAUGGUGAUUUGUGUGAUAGUGAAGGACCUGAGACGAGUAUCUCAAAUCCAUUGGAUUCGGGAAGAUCGAGGUUUUGCGUUGAUAAUAACGGCCGGAGACGCUUCCUCGGGCCUUCGUCAACAUGGGCCUACACUCGCCAGGUAAUAGUUGAUAUUCAACAGCAUUUUAACGAAUCAAGCAUACCGGAGAUACCUCUUCAUGUGGACGGUAAUGCAUACAUGUUUGAUUGGUCGAAUGCUGGAGAUGUACCAUUCACGAAGGCCGAGUUACCUUCGUUAGAUUAUGCGAUUUACCUGAUGAAUACCGUUCAGUUUCACAUUGCACAGCUAUAUCAUCUUUUCGAUCAAAAAUCUUUUAUGGAUGGCCUUUAUCAAUUCUACGAUUGCACUGUUCCGGAGCCUCCGAAGUCCAAAUUGUGGUACAUACAAUAUCUUCUCGUCAUUUCAUUCGGCAAGUCAUUUUUAAACCAAAAGACCGCCAAAGAGCCUCCAUCAGGCGUCGUCUACUUCGCUAGAGCAAUGAAGCUUCUGCCAAACAUACAAGGCUUAUAUGAUGACCCUCUACUCUCUAUGGAGAUUUUAUGUGCGGCGUCAUUGUACCUGCAGUGCUUAGACCACCGAAACAAUGCCUAUGUUUAUCUUGGAAUCGCUUUCCGUAUGGCUCUAACACAAGGGCUGCAUCGUGAGGUUGACCUCGAAGCCUCGGUUGAAGAGUCAGAUACCCGAUAUCGGUCUAUUUGGUGGACACUAUACAUUUUAGAUCGAAGAUUUUCCUCCUUGAUGGGGACUCCGAUCUCUAUAAAUGAUGCCGAUGUGACCAUGGGCUUACCUAACUCCGACAUUUCACACCACAGAUGCAAGACUUUGGCUAUGCACGUCAGACUUUCACGAAUUAUUUCAAAUGUGCUUGACUCUGUCUAUGGUUCAGAUGGGCGAUUGAAUGAGUCAUUUAUAAAAAGUGUGCAAGAAGUUCUCCGCAGUCUAGCUGCUCUCGCACCAGAUCUUGAGCACCAGUUCAAGCUAAAUGGUUCUAGCGGAGAACCAAUAUCGAGAGCGACUGAAAUAUCUGGCUAUGAUAUGCCCCAAAUUGAUCGUUCGAAGGAGGUUCUGGACUCGAUGAUCGAACGUGGUUCAGUGCCCGCCCAAUAUCGUCAAUCUGAAUUGGACAUAUUCCAACAGCUGCUUCGGCUCUUCGGAGACCAGGAUGAUCAAAAUCCAGCCCUAUCAGAAGAAGUCGGUGUCCAGGAUGAUGCACAUCACAAUGAGAGUUUUGGAGAGACAUCCUCAUUCUCACAAUUUGUCGAUGCAGUUGGGGACGCCGGAUUGUCACCAUCGGAAAUGCUUGAAAUUGCGCGGCUGUUAGAUUGGGGAGAUGUGUUCCGGGAUCCGAUUAUGUCGUUACCAUUUGAACAACCUUAG